AUGAAUGAGGCAUUAACUUAAUAAAGAGGGAAAUUAUAUCAAUUGGAAAGCGAGAAUCGUUCUUUUAAGACUUUUAAUGAAGAGUAAAAUCGUGUGAUUGAGACUUUGUCGAAAUAAAAAAUAAAUUGA
Messenger RNA from Paramecium pentaurelia, 129 nucleotides. The record is from the annotation of a GenBank genome assembly. NCBI's taxonomy places the organism in Eukaryota, Ciliophora, Oligohymenophorea, Peniculida, Parameciidae.